Dermatophagoides pteronyssinus (European house dust mite) is the source of this 852-nucleotide messenger RNA. Its product is annotated as cyclin-dependent kinase 1-like. NCBI's taxonomy places the organism in Eukaryota, Metazoa, Arthropoda, Arachnida, Sarcoptiformes, Pyroglyphidae. The record is from RefSeq and is a predicted model, not a curated record.
AUGUUUUGUUUAAUCGAUUUUUGGAGAUGUAUUUAUAUCCAUCCUAAAGAUAUUGGACCGCAUUUUGAAGAGCGGCAACUACGUAAUCAUUCAAUGAAGACUUCAGAGAAAACUCAGUUCUUAGAAUGUCUCUUAGGAAAAACUGCCACUGAAGUUUUACUGAAUCAAAAAGUAAAAGAUGUGAACACUGAACCUGACACUACUGUACAAUCAAACAACAAAAAAAUCUCACUGAAUAAUUAUCUUUUUUUACGUCUUAUUGGAAAUGGUUCAUACGGCAGUGUUUGGCUAGCCCAAAACAUUUUUACUCAAGAAUUCGUUGCAAUUAAGAAAUAUCAUAAUGUACGGCGACGUGAUGGGGUUUUAAAGACUUGUUUACGCGAACUUACUUUACUUUAUGAACUUAAUAAUCAUCCAAACAUUACGAGAUUUAUUGGUGUAGAAAUUUCGCAAAAACGGAAAGUUACAAUACCUGAGCUCCGUAAAAUGAGUAUUGAUAUUUUAACUGGUUUAGACUACAUUCACAGACGCCAAAUUGCUCACAGAGAUAUAAAGCUGAGCAAUAUUUUAAUUAGUGACAAAGGUGUCUGCAAAUUAGCAGAUUUCGGUCUAUCCAGACUCAUAUUCAACUGCAGACAAAAUAUUUCAAAAGAAAACAUAUUUGAUGAUGAAAUCCAAGUUCUGGAAUCUACCCACCCCAACUUGACAAAUGGUGUAGUUACGCUGUGGUUUAGACCCCCAGAGCUGUUGUUGGGAGCAAAGUGUUAUUUACUGGAGUGUGAUAUUUGGAGUUUUGAAUUGAGCGUAUUAACACGAAUGAUUGAAGGGUUCGAUUUAUUAGUUGAUCGUUAA